UCUAGUCUUUGCACACUCUUUUAAAUUGAUGCUCACCUAAACAAUCAGCACCAGCGCGCUCUAGCUCUAGCUCUAUGGAGUACACGUACUUAGUUAGUUAGGCUAUUGAUCGCUUGAAAUGCAGAGAGGAGGCAAAAGGAAAGUGUGUAGCUACUUCACUACCCAUGGAUUCUGCUUCUAUGGUGACCAGUGUCAGUUUGUGCAUGCCCGACCGACCGCCCCCGGCCCCCUGGCCCUGGGUCAAGUACCUCCAGGGAGAUCCAAGUCGCCAGCUCACAAUCAAAUGACAAUGGGCGAUCAUAAGAAUAUGAGUGAUGCUGCUGCCUUCCCCCCUCAUGCAUACCCCCAACAACACCCUCGAAGUUACAUGUACCCCGUGACUCAGCACCCUCCCCCCAAAGGCGGAGGAGGUUGGCCAAACCCUGACCAUGCCCCCUCAUCAGCUGCAGGGAGGGGACAAGCUCGUUCCCCUCAGCGGCUAGUUCAUCAGCAACCCAUGAAGGCAUAUCCUGGUGCUGCUGGUCAGAUCUCUUCCCUCAACCCUCCCCCCUUUUCCAAACCAAGCAAGCCGAGGCAACUUACCUCCCCACAGACACAGGUCGAGGCUGGUGGAACCACCUACUUCAUAUCUCCUGACCAACAGCCGUCCUAUGCCCCAGGCUACAGCAUGUACACCAAACCAUUGACCAAUGUCGCUCGCUCCACAAGAGCACCGAGUUUCUUCACCCCAGAGUCACUGAGACAAGACCUCCUGGCUAGAGAGAGCAUAUGUUUGUCACAGCCAUUGUCAGCUGACUCCUGUCCUUCUGAGGUGGAUCAUUACCACAAUCUGUGUCCCCUGGAGCGUGUCGACACCACACCUCCUGAUCAGGAAGUGGCGAGGAGCUUUGGACACCCCUCCACUUGCUACAAAUGUAUUAACUCAAAAGAUGGCCUCUACUAUUGUCUACGAAGGAUACACGGCUUCCGAUUGAGCAGUGGGCGGGCAGUGCUGGAGCAGCUGGAGAGUUGGCGUAAGCUGCAGCACGUCAACCUGGUCACUCUGAGAGAGAUGUUCACCACCAAGGCAUUUGGAGACAACUCUGUUGUGUUUGUGUACGACUAUCACCCUGGGGCAGAGAGCAUGGCAGCCAGACACCACAAGAGUACUCGGAGAUCAUCCCCCCUCCCGGAAGACCUGGUGUGGGAGUAUGUGAUCCAGCUGGUCAGUGCCUUGAGGCUGGUGCACAGUGCUAACCUAGCCCUGCGUUGCAUCCACCCUACCAAGCUACUCCUAACGUCACCUCACAGGCUGCGUAUCAGCUGUGCUGGCAUCAUGGACAUUGUCAGCACUACGGCUAACACUCUGCCUACUCCCAUACAACAACAAGGAGACCUGGUUGCUACGGGUGAAGCCUUGCUGUGUGUGGCCCUGCAGUCAGCCUCGGCAGCGAAGCAAGAGUUCUUCCCAGCGUCCAUGGAGAUACUGGCCACCUCCUACUCUCCGGACCUCCAACACAUCAUUCAAUACCUUCUGCAGUCUGGGUCAAAGGGUCCCCCCCACAACGUAGUGGAGGUGCUCCCCAUGGUGGGGGGUAGGGUGUACUCAAGUCUCGAGACCUCGCAACUUCAGCAAGAUUAUUUGGAGGGGGAACUAAGCAAGGAGCUGCAGAAUGGACGCCUGUUUAGGCUCCUCGCCAAACUGGGCACUGUCAACGAGAGACCAGAGUUCUCUGGUGACCCUCAGUGGUCCGAAACUGGUGACCGCUACCUCAUGAAGUUGUUUCGAGAUCACCUCUUCCACCAGGUACACAACUCUGGCAAGCCGUGGGUGGACCUGGCUCACAUUGUACAAACUCUCAACAAGCUUGACGCUGGUGUUGAGGAGACAGUGGCCCUCCAUUCUCGUGACGAGCAGUCGGUGCUUGUGGUCACCUAUGCUGAGCUGAAGAGGUGUCUACAAACAACAUUCACUGAUGUGUUGAGCAGCUCAGAAAAUAAAGCAACCCCCAAAACAUGACAUGUUCAAAACAUGACUCGAUGCUAGCAGCUGUAUAUAUGAGUAGUGACAGAUGUAUAAUGAUCAUGUACACUUCAUCAAUAUUAUCUAACUUGUAUUUUUAUUUUUUAAUGCUCAAUAGCAUCAUUUUGUUACGGAUAAAAAAAUAAUGUAGAAACUGA
Messenger RNA from Halichondria panicea, 2160 nucleotides. Its product is annotated as PAN2-PAN3 deadenylation complex subunit pan3-like. Gene Ontology annotation, cellular component: PAN complex; P-body. The record is from RefSeq and is a predicted model, not a curated record. Lineage: Eukaryota; Metazoa; Porifera; Demospongiae; Suberitida; Halichondriidae. The transcript has 14 exons. Gene Ontology annotation, molecular function: poly(A) binding; ATP binding; metal ion binding. Gene Ontology annotation, biological process: mRNA processing; nuclear-transcribed mRNA poly(A) tail shortening; protein phosphorylation. The coding region runs from base 119 to 1999 and encodes 626 amino acids.